AUGUUGGACCCAGAUAUUUCAAAUGCUUUAGCUGCCAAAUAUAUUGCAGUUCCACUUAUGUUCCCUAUACACCAAAUAUCUGUCAAAGACUUUGCAGGUGAAGUUGGAAACCAAAGUGCUGACCCAGGUGCAAGAACAGAUAUUGCUUUAACAACUGCAAUGAAACAUGCAGAUACUAUGUUUGUACUGUUCAGACGAACUAUAAAUGACUAUUCUUGUUUCUACAACCCUGGUAUUAAAUAUCAUAUAAACAUAGAUGGCAAAUAUUAUCCAAGAGAAGAAUAUUCCACAGUUGAGGAUAUGAGGUCAUACAACUUGACAUUAGAUGCUAUGAACUUUAACAACAACUUCACAACAACCAUUAACCCUGAAAUGCAAAGUUCUAUUAUGCCAUAUGUGAAAGUAUGGACUCAUACAGGAGGUCAAAACACUCAAUAUACAAAUGGAGACCGUUCAAACUUUUGGCUUGGCAUUCCAUUUGCUGACUCAGAAGACUUUAUGGGUGGUAUUUCAACUGUUGGUACAGUUCAAAUACAAUAUACUGGUGACAGAGACG
Molecule: messenger RNA, 556 nt
Organism: Trichomonas vaginalis G3
Lineage: Eukaryota; Parabasalia; Trichomonadida; Trichomonadidae
Product: protein of unknown function, DUF4106 family
Exons: 1
Source: RefSeq, a predicted model, not a curated record